Molecule: messenger RNA, 603 nt
Organism: Peniophora sp. CBMAI 1063
Lineage: Eukaryota; Fungi; Basidiomycota; Agaricomycetes; Russulales; Peniophoraceae
Source: the annotation of a GenBank genome assembly
AUGCCUCACGCCGAUGCCGCUUCCCUGCCUUCGGAGAUCAAGACCAAAACCGAGUUCUGGUACCAUGUUCACGAGCAGUUAGCCAUCCUUCUUGAUGGUCAAAGAGACUGGAUCACCAAUCUCGCCAACACCUCCUCCCUGAUGUACAGCUCUCUUUUGGCGUUCCCUGCAUUUGGUGAUGGCCCUUCCGCAGUCAACUGGUGCGGCUUCUACCUCGACUCUAAUCUUUUUCCGACCCCGUCACGGACGCCUGUACGAGCAGCGCCGCUACCCACCGGUGCCACGCGCAUGCUGUUAGGGCCUUUUUGUGGCAAGCCGGCUUGUCAGUUCAUCAACACAACCCCCGGCAAAGCGCGGGGAGUUUGCGCAGACGCGUACACUUCUCGCACGACAGUGCUUGUGCCAGAUGUACAUGCAUACCCAGGCCACAUCGCAUGCGACGGAGGUACGAAUAGCGAGAUCGUAGCCCCACUUGUCCUUCCGGACGGCUCGGCGAUCGGAGUUUUAGACCUGGAUUGCCUCGCGAAGGGCGGGUUUGACGAAGACGACAGAGUGGGUGUAGAACGCAUCGCGAAGCUUGUCGUUGAGACAUGCGACUGGUAG